AUGCAAAUUGGCAUGCUGCUGCAGCAUUUGGAGGCCUCUGACGAGCAGUAUGUAUUUCUUGGAAAUCCGCCGCCCUUCAAUGGUGGGUGGCAUUUCACAGCUCUGGACGAUUUUGAGCACGCCUUGGAGCAGAGGAGAUUGGAUCCAAGAUGGAAAGGCAUUCGCAUUUGGCACAAGGUGAACUAUGUGCUAUCAACAACAGUCAGUGGUGAGCCUGCUCUAGUGCCAAAGGAGAUGUUUGAUCCCAAGAACAAGCAGCAAGGUGCCAUUGCAAUUAGCGAGAGCUUCAAGCUGACCACGGUGUUUUUCACAGGUGGCUUGAUGCCGCAUACUCUAAAUGCUACCUUGCUGUCAGAUCAAAGCGAUGCUUGCGCUGCUCUUAUCCGGUGCAUGGAGCUUGGAACACGGUUUGCAGCCAUUGGGCAUGGCUUGGACGUACUUUUGGCCCUGGGCAAAGACAGCAGCCCCAUUCGGGGCAAGAGAGCUGCAGUUUUUCCCAACCAGGAGCAUUUGCUGCAGAUCCAUGGUGUGGAAGCUAGCGGAGAUCCUCUUUGCAUUGAUGGAACUCUCGUCACUGCGAGUUUCUGGGGUCAGGCCACCAUGCAGCCAUUCUUCGCCGCAGUCAAUCUGGAAGCACCGUCGCGGAGUUCCCCGUCUCUGCGAGCAAUCCGUCGAAGUACCACGGAGACUGCUUUCUGCUUUGAUGCCGCAAAGAUGGCUGAGAGGAGCUGCCUUACAUCGGACCCAAAGGCGCCCACAGUGGCAUUCUUUGUGGAUGAUGUUGCAGAUCCUAUUGAAACAUACACAAUCAUCAACCACUUGACGAAGCUGCAGUUCAAUGUUCAUUUCAUCAGUCACAGCGAAGCUGAGGGGUGUGGUGGCACUAAAAUGCGGCGCGUCACGAGUGAAACGGUUUGGGGGAAUGCCAUGUAUGCCUUAAAAGACUGCUGCUGUGAAGUUCCCACUCUCCCAGCCAACCUGGUUGACACAACACUGCGCUUCGACGGCUUCUUUGUAGCUGGAGGGCAGUGCCCGUACUAUAUGAUCAAUGAUUCUUCCAUCCGAGCGAUUAUGGAUUCAACCCCCAUUGCAGCGGCUGUGUGCCAUGGUCCAGAAGCCUUGAUUGGGACAAAAUGGCUGCAUCCCAAAGAGGGGGAAGUCGGAAAGUUUGUUUCCUACUAUGGUGCCUGGAUGAGUUUUCGGGAUGUGCUACACGCCUAUGAAAGGAAGAAGCCUGGAGAGAUUUGUGUUGACGCAUCUGGGAGGCUCUUUACUGGAAAUGCUCCAAACGCCACCAGCGCGAUGGUAGAACGAGCAUGUGAUGCCAUUUUGGCACUCACAAAGUAG
Durusdinium trenchii is the source of this 1347-nucleotide messenger RNA. Lineage: Eukaryota; Dinophyceae; Suessiales; Symbiodiniaceae. The record is from the annotation of a GenBank genome assembly.